AUGUCUGAUAAAUAUCUGACUCCUCCUGGCCGACCACAUCCCCAAAGAAAGAUCAAAGCAAACAUAAGUAAAAGAAACAGCCAAGAAGCUAUGGAAUUCAACAUACAGCAAGCUCUAAACCCUGGAAAUUUAUUAAUCUCAGAUAGAGCACUGAUGGAAAGACAUGGAAAAGUAACUGAAGAGACUAAACAAAGAGCAGCUCCUACAAAAUUAUCAAUAGGAUCAUUUCCUAUUAUAGUAAGCACAAACUCGAAAUUGCCUGAGCCUGAAUUUCCACCAAAUGAUCCUGAAGGAGAAGCAGAAACUCCAAUAAGCUAUCCAAUAAUUAUUCUAUUUAAAACAGGCCAUGCUUUUCCACUGGAAGUGCAUGCGACUGAUACAGUUGCAGAUGUGAAAAAUCAAAUUUCGAAAUGGGAACUGAUUCCUACAGCUAGACAAAGGCUUAAAUUUUCAGGGAGACGUUUACUUAAUCAUGAAACUAUGGCUGGCAUUAAUUAAAAAAAUAUGAUCCAUGAAUUGGUAGUUCGACCGACUAUUUUUUAUUGGGUAAUUUUUCUCUCAAGGGCUCAUCUACAAAGAGCUUUUCCCAAGCUCUAAAAUCGGAUCAAAAAGUAUUGGCUAUCUGAAAUAGGAUGGCUGGCAAGAUGGACAGGCAUCAAGACAUGUGGGACGAAGAGUAGACAGUGAGACUGAACGAGCCUCUGCAUGAUUCAAAGUCGGAAGAGCGGUGAAUUGUCUGAGGCAAAGAUGGAAUCAAGUCCACAGCUCAUCAGGCUCCAAUAGAGAAAAAUGCAAGUUGAUCACAUAGAAGACUUUUUUUGACGAUAACAGCCUUAAGGCCUAGCGCUGUGAGCUUUGUUUCCUCCAUUAAAUGGUCUAGGAUCUCUAAAUAAAAUUUAUUUUUAUUCGCUCGCUCGUCUGGCAUUAAUGUGAAAAAAGGUGAUAUUUUAGAGUUUUGUUUAAUAUCCAAUAACAGUCGCCAAGCUCCACAAACGCCUAGCAAUCCAAGUGGUAAUGAAUCUUUAAUUUAUCUUAAAUCAAUGGAAGGACGGACUAUUAAGCUUUAUAUUGAUCUAACCGAAUCCGUAAAAAGCUUGAAACUAAAAAUCAUGGAUGCUAAAGGAAUUGUGCCAAGAGAGCAAAGGCUGAUUUUAAAUGGCCAAGAAAUGAUAGAAAUUGAUAGAAGUCUAGAGAGUUAUGGGGUUCAUAACGAAAGCACAAUUCGUCUUUUUCAAAUGCUGAGAGGGUGCUAA
Molecule: messenger RNA, 1253 nt
Organism: Blepharisma stoltei
Lineage: Eukaryota; Ciliophora; Heterotrichea; Heterotrichida; Blepharismidae
Source: the annotation of a GenBank genome assembly